Molecule: messenger RNA, 9635 nt
Organism: Orussus abietinus
Lineage: Eukaryota; Metazoa; Arthropoda; Insecta; Hymenoptera; Orussidae
Gene: ACC
Product: acetyl-CoA carboxylase
Exons: 17
Coding region: 2147-9058 (2303 amino acids)
Biological process (GO): fatty acid biosynthetic process
Molecular function (GO): ATP binding; acetyl-CoA carboxylase activity; metal ion binding
Source: RefSeq, a predicted model, not a curated record
GACAAGGUAACAUAUGAUAGUCGUUAAUAGAUUCACUUAUUAAAGAACGAUGGUAGUAUAAUUAUGUUUUCUAGCGUGAUAGUUAGUGUUUAGUAAAUGACACUAUUUCUAUGAUGUCAGUAUUUCGAGCCAGUCAUGCUCUUCGUAAUUCAUAAUUCAUAACAAUAUUUCAGUAGGUAAGCAUUUUAUUUUUCACUUUCAUGAACUGGUCUAAAUUUUGUUCGGUAUAUAAUUAAACGACCUAUACGUAGGCUAAUUUAUUAAUAUAAUUGUUCGUACAGUCUGCCAGGGUACUGCAUGCUAUAUACAUUCUACACAUUUAUACAUUUGUUUAGAAAUCCUACAUUUUACUGCACAAGUGUUACUCAUUGCAUGUAAUCUUGUUAAUGCACGACUUCAAGAGGGAGAUAUUUCUUGCAGAAUAUUUUUCAUUUUUAACCUUCGUGGCUUUGUUAAUCACGUCUCGUUAAUUGGUGAACCGAGGAACUGUUAUAAAACGUUGGAAGUGGUGUAACCUCACGAAUCGACCACAUGGCAUCUUCGUGAUUUUAUUAUCUUCUCGUAUUAAUUAAAUAAUCAAUACAUUAAUAUUAUCGUAUCCCGUGGCGGAAACUAACAAGGCGAUGAUUCGCCAACCUCACACGUUCUUUGUCUAGCGAUUAAAGUACACUAGAUAGUGCCUUCUAUUUGAGAUCUCAAUAGUCGUGCGGUUAUAUUUAACCAUUCAGAUGUCCGUAUCCUAAUCGAACAAUUACUGAAUUAAAUGUACACAUCAACGCCUGGUCUUCCGAGUGGUUUUAAUUACCUCAGUGUCAUGCCCUCUUAAAAACGGCCCGUUACAUUCGAGAGUUUAUUUCUUAAUCGAGGGUUAAGCAAUUAAUAUUAACAUUUCUACACCCGCACUUCGUUUUAAAUAAUUUCCAGGUUUUUUUUUCAAUUUUCCACUUUGAGCACUUUUGAUCGAUGGUAUUAUUUUCGUUGAAUUAAUUCCCCCGUUUAAUUCUCUUUACCCUUUUAUCGCAUUAGGAAAAUCAUGUAAAAUAAUUGUAUUAGUUCAUGGUUAAUUAUUUAUUAUUUAUCGUUACGUCAAACCGAUGGGAGAGGUACGAUUAGGAACUCGAGACUUUUAUUGAUUCGGGUUUUGGAUUUUUUAAACGAAGGUUAAGAAGUACAUGCUUGGUCAUCGUCAUCGGGAGUUCUAUGCGAGGUUAACUAAUUCAUUACCUUGGUGCUGGGUGUUAGGUCCCAGAAUUUGCAUAUUAACGUAACGCAUGUUAGCAUAAUGUGCCGCUGUGUUUGUCGUGUGCCCUUUUCUUAAUCCUUCUUUCAUAUCUUCCGUAUCGGGCAUUUCCUUUCAGUGAUGUUAAAUGUGAUUAGACGCUUUAAAAAUCCUCAAUCGAUACUAUUUCGAUAUGACGAUACAAAUCUCCCGAAAUCCCCAAGCUGAUUUCAUUUUUAUCCUAUGUCAACUCGUUCGGACAUUACCGCGUGAGACUUUUGUGCCACUUCUUGUACUAAUCUUCGUCGAUAUCGAUACGGCGUCGGCAAAUUGAUAUGGGGCAAAAAAUCGAUUUCCAAUUCCCUUCUACUUGAUUCCACGAAAACCACGGACGAUUGAUCGGAAAAAAUAAGCGAGCACGCGAAUCCGCGCGAGCGGGUCGAAGAAUUUUUACUAACUCCCGAGAAGGGGGAGGGAGGUACGGGUCAGGGCGAUUACAUUAUCUCUGGAUUCUUCCAUCGACGAGCACCGACUAACCAAUCUUCCUCGCUAAUCUCGAUCUCCUCUCUGCGCUUAAAAGCACCUUCCGCAACAGUGCCGACUUCGCAUUCUAACUCGCAUGACCCACCCACGGAGGAGCAUGAGCUUUAUUAAUAAUCGAAGGAGCUUUCCAUGAGACUUGUCGCUACCUAAUCAGGAGAGGCAAAACAAGGGAGAUCAGUCCUGCUCUCGGCUAAAAUCUCGUUGGCCGAAAAGUCGAUGAUAAAGCUAAAACAUCCAAGACUCGGCUGAGAGAAAAAAAAAAAGAAAAAAAGUUAAAGAAAAGGUAACACUUGCCGCGCGGUCGAGCAGCCUCCGGAGCUUGGUCCACCAGGAUCGGGGGAAGAAGAGUUUCUGGACCGAGGUCGCGACGGAGGCUUGGACAGGAUGGCCGAACCCGUCAGCUUUGUCGUUGGGGAUCCUGAUCCCUGCGAGGAACUCGAGAUCGAGGACAGCUUCCCUGGGGAAGGCAACGAUGGGAGCCAACCGCAGCCUGCCCUCCCAGGACUCGUUGAGCGCCGAAAGCGCCUCAGGCCUAGCAUGUCGCAGGGCACGGUAAUGAUUCAAGCGCAAAGCCGUCUGCAAGAAAAGGACUUCACCGUAGCUACACCCGAAGAAUUCGUCCGACGUUUUGGCGGCACCAACAUCAUCAACAAGGUUCUCAUCGCAAAUAAUGGGAUCGCUGCGGUUAAAUGUAUGCGGUCCGUUCGCCGAUGGUCAUACGAGAUGUUCAAGAGCGAGCGAGCCGUCCGAUUUGUUGUCAUGGUCACUCCUGAAGAUCUGAAGGCCAACGCGGAGUACAUCAAAAUGGCAGACCAAUACGUUCCCGUCCCUGGGGGAACGAACAACAACAAUUACGCGAACGUAGAACUCAUCGUGGACAUCGCCAUCCGGACGCAGGUGCAGGCGGUCUGGGCAGGAUGGGGACACGCCUCGGAGAAUCCGAAGUUGCCGGAGUUGCUGCACAAAAAUAAUAUCUGCUUCAUCGGGCCUUCGGAGCGAGCCAUGUGGGCACUUGGAGAUAAGAUCGCUUCGAGUAUAGUUGCUCAAACCGCGGAUGUUCCUACUCUUCCGUGGUCGGGUUCUGAACUCAAAGCUCACUACAGUGGGAAGAAAAUCAAAAUCUCUUCUGAGCUUUUCAAAAAGGGUUGCGUUUCUACCGUGGAGGAAUGCUUGGCCGCAGCUAACAAAAUUGGUUUCCCUAUCAUGGUCAAGGCUAGCGAAGGCGGAGGUGGUAAGGGUAUUCGGAAAGUUGAAAACGCAGAAGAAUUACCCGCACUGUUUAGGCAAGUACAGACUGAAAUACCUGGAUCUCCUAUAUUUAUUAUGAAACUGGCCAAGUGCGCUCGCCAUUUGGAAGUGCAACUAUUAGCUGAUAAUUAUGGGAACGCUAUCUCUUUAUUCGGCCGUGACUGCUCGAUUCAGAGGAGGCAUCAGAAAAUUAUCGAAGAGGCGCCGGCCGUUAUCGCGAAGCCGGAGGUUUUCGAGGAAAUGGAGAAAGCAGCAGUGAGAUUGGCAAAGAUGGUCGGAUACGUCAGUGCUGGCACUGUCGAGUAUCUCUACGACACGUCGGGCCGUUAUUAUUUCUUGGAAUUGAAUCCGCGUCUGCAAGUAGAGCAUCCUUGCACGGAGAUGGUGUCGGACGUUAAUCUACCAGCGGCACAGCUUCAAAUAGCCAUGGGAUUGCCUCUUCAUCAUAUUAAAGACAUUCGGCUUCUUUACGGCGAAAGUCCUUGGGGCGACACGACCAUCGAUUUUGAUCAGCCCAGACAUAAACCACAACCAUGGGGCCACGUUAUCGCCGCGCGGAUUACCAGCGAAAAUCCUGACGAGGGAUUCAAGCCAAGCUCCGGAACGGUGCAGGAAUUAAAUUUCCGCUCGUCGAAGAACGUGUGGGGCUAUUUCUCGGUCGGCGCUUCGGGUGGACUUCACGAAUUCGCGGAUUCUCAAUUCGGGCAUUGUUUCUCCUGGGGAGAAGACCGGAACCAAGCUCGAGAGAAUUUGGUUAUCGCGUUAAAGGAGCUGAGCAUCAGGGGCGAUUUCAGAACAACCGUGGAGUACCUGAUUACGUUGCUCGAGACUCCGGCGUUCCAGCAAAAUAACAUCGACACCGCCUGGCUGGACCUGCUCAUCGCGGAAAGAGUGCGAAGCGAUAAACCGGAUGUGUUGUUGGCCGUCACCUGUGGAGCACUCCAUAUCGCUGAUAGAAACAUCACUGCAGCAUUCACUGGAUUCCAGACAGCCUUGGAAAGAGGACAAAUACAAGCGAGCAAUGACUUAGAUAACGUCGUUGACGUGGAGUUAAUCAACGAUGGGUAUAAGUACAAAGUCCAGGCAGCCAAGUCCGGACCGAACACCUACUUUCUCGUAAUGAACGGCUCCUACAAGGAAGUGGAAAUCCACCGUCUCUCCGAUGGAGGCCUGCUGCUCUCAUUGGAUGGAGCUAGUUUUACGACGUACAUGAAGGAGGAAGUGGACCGGUACCGGAUAGUUAUUGGGAAUCAGACAUGCAUUUUCGAGAAGGAUAACGAUCCCUCCCUGUUGCGCUCUCCCUCGGCCGGGAAGUUGAUUAAUUAUUUGGUCGAAGACGGAGGCCACGUUGACGCCGGUCAAGCCUACGCGGAAAUUGAGGUGAUGAAGAUGGUCAUGUCUGUGACAGCAAGCGAGGCUGGCAGCGUGUUUUACGUGAAAAGACAGGGAGCCGUAUUAGAGGCGGGUGCAUUGAUAGCGCAUCUGGAGCUAGAUGAUCCCUCCUUGGUGACAAAAGCUCAGGAAUACACCGGGCAGUUCCCCGCAGCUGUGGCCCCGGCGAUUCCUGAUAAGCUCAAUCAUCUCCACGCAAAGUACAGGAUGGCUCUGGAGAACACGCUGGCCGGGUACUGCCUACCGGACCCUUAUCACCUGCCGCGAUUGCGGGAACUUAUCGAGAAGUUCAUGUUCUCUUUGCGCGACCCUAGUCUGCCUCUGCUCGAGCUACAGGAGGUGAUAGCGACGAUCUCCGGGAGAAUCCCGGCUUCAGUGGAGAAGAAGAUCAGGAAACUGAUGACCCUGUAUGAGAGGAACAUUACCUCGGUCUUGGCGCAGUUCCCCAGCCAACAGAUAGCGGCUGUUAUCGACGGACAUGCGGCUACUCUCUCGAAGCGAUCCGAGAGGGACGUUUUCUUCCUGACCACUCAGGCGAUUGUACAAUUGGUGCAGAGAUAUCGUAAUGGUAUUCGAGGAAGAAUGAAGACCGCCGUGCACGAAUUGCUGAGACAAUACUACACCGUGGAGAGCCAAUUCCAACAGGGGCAUUACGAUAAAUGCGUGUCGGCCCUUAUAGAGCAGUUCAAAGACGACGUGGCCAUGGUCACGGCUACCAUUUUCAGCCACAGUCAGGUCACCAAGAAGAACAUCUUGGUGACUAUGCUAAUAGAUCAUCUGUGGGCAAACGAGCCGGGCCUCACCGAUGAGUUAGCCAGCACCCUGACGGAAUUAACGAGUCUAAACCGAACCGAGCACAGCAGAGUCGCCCUUAGGGCGAGGCAGGUGUUAAUCGCGGCUCAUCAACCCGCUUAUGAGCUCAGGCACAACCAAAUGGAGUCCAUCUUUCUCUCUGCCGUUGACAUGUACGGCCAUGACUUCCAUCCUGAGAACUUGCAAAAACUCAUUCUUUCAGAGACCUCCAUCUUCGACAUCUUGCAUGAUUUCUUCUACCACUCUAAUCGAGCUGUAUGUAACGCUGCUUUGGAGGUCUACGUGCGCAGGGCGUACAUUAGCUACGAGUUGACUUGCCUACAGCACCUGGAGCUCUCCGGGGAAAUCCCCCUGGUUCAUUUUCAAUUUUUAUUGCCCAACAAUCAUCCUAAUCGGCAGAGUCAAUCAUUGGUGAACUACAGGACCGGGGCUAUGGCGGCAUUCCAGGAUCUCGAACAGUUCAGCCAGUACUCUGACGAGGUCUUAGAUCUUCUGGAAGAUCUUUCUUCUCCGAACUCUGUGUCAGCUAAGGUCUUGGAAGCCGUGGAUGCCGUUGGAAGCGAAUCUCGUCACAGCACGUCUAUUAAUGUUUCCAUAAGCACAGCUCAGGAGACUGGUCCUGUAGAAGUGGGAGAUAGACCUGCAGAACCUGUGCACAUCUUGAGCAUUGCUGUGCAGGAUAAAGGCAAUCAGGACGAUGCAACCAUGGCUAGACUCUUUGGGGACUGGUGUGCUACGAACAAAGACGAACUCAUUUCUCGGGGAAUCAGGAGAGCCACUUUUGCAGCUCUGAAGAGAAAACAGUUCCCGAAAUUCUUCACAUUUAGGCAAAGAGACGGGUUCGUAGAGGAUAGAAUUUACAGGCACUUGGAGCCUGGCUGUGCUUUCCAGUUGGAAUUGAACAGGAUGAGGACGUACGAUCUGGAGGCUCUACCAACGUCGAACCAGAAGAUGCAUCUUUAUCUAGGCCAGGCUAAAGUAGCUAAAGGCCAGCAAGUCACGGAUUACAGGUUCUUCAUUCGAUCUAUUAUCAGGCAUUCCGACCUAAUAACCAAAGAGGCUAGCUUCGACUACCUCCACAACGAGGGGGAACGUGUCCUGCUGGAAGCAAUGGAUGAACUGGAAGUUGCCUUUUCGCAUCCCCUUGCCAAACGUACGGAUUGCAAUCACAUUUUUUUGAAUUUUGUGCCCACCGUCAUCAUGGAUCCUGUUAGGAUAGAGGAGAGCGUGACAAGCAUGGUCCUCAGAUACGGUCCUAGGUUGUGGAAACUGCGAGUUCGUCAGGCCGAAAUCAAAAUGACCAUUCGCCCGGCACCUGGGAAGCCGACGUCCAACCUUCGUCUCUGUAUUGCCAAUGACAGUGGCUAUAGCAUCGAUCUGCAUCUGUACACCGAAGCGACUGAUCCCAAGACUGGAGUAAUCCGCUUCGAGUCCUAUCCAUCACCAACCAAUGACAUCAAAUGGAGGCCUGGCCCUAUGCAUGGCCUUCCUAUUGCUACUCCUUAUUUGACCAAGGACUAUUUGCAGUCUAAAAGAUUUCAGGCUCAAAGUGCAGGCACUACCUAUGUCUAUGAUCUGCCAGACAUGUUCCGACAGCAAGUUGAAAAGAUGUGGACCAAGUACAUCGAAGACCAGCCCACUUCUGAGAAUAUAUCGGUCCCAAGCCCAGUGAUGGAUUGCGUGGAAUUAGUUCUGGAUGGAGACAAUCUCGUCGAACAAAAACGUUUACCAGGUGAAAACGAUAUCGGCAUGAUCGCCUGGAGGCUCAGUCUGUACACCCCAGAAUAUCCAUCUGGCAGGGAUAUCAUUCUAAUUGCUAAUGAUUUAACUUUCCAAAUCGGUUCGUUCGGGCCUAAGGAAGAUCUUGUAUUCUGCAAGGCUUCGGAAAGAGCGAGGCAGUUAGAAAUUCCUCGAAUCUACUUCUCGGCAAACUCUGGUGCUCGAAUAGGUCUUGCUGAAGAGGUGAAAAGUCUGUUUAGAAUCGCCUGGGAAGAUGAGAAGGAGCCUGAAAAGGGAUUCAAGUACAUUUAUUUGACUCCUGACGAUUAUGCACGCUUAGCACCGUUUAAUUCUGUGAAAGCAUCUCUUAUCGAAGAUCCUGCUGGUGAAUCUCGCUACAAGAUUACCGAUAUUAUUGGCAAAGACGACGGGCUGGGAGUUGAGAAUUUGAAAUACGCCGGUAUGAUUGCUGGUGAGACUUCAAGAGCUUAUGAGGAAGUGGUUACAAUUUCCGUCGUUUCAUGCCGUGCUAUCGGAAUUGGCUCCUACCUGGUGCGCUUUGGUCAAAGAGUGAUACAAAUAGAAAACUCGCAUAUUAUUUUGACCGGAUACAGAGCUCUAAAUACGGUGUUGGGCCGUGAAGUGUAUGCCAGCAAUAAUCAGUUGGGUGGCAUUCAGAUUAUGCAUAACAAUGGUAUAUCUCAUGCAACCGAACCAAGGGAUUUGGAUGGAAUUGGGACCGUACUAAAAUGGCUAAGCUAUGUACCAAAAACUAAAGGGGCUCGUCUCCCAUGUGUAUACCUUCCAUUGCCUGAUACAAUUGAUCGAGAGAUUGGAUACGUUCCUACAAAAGCGCCUUAUGACCCAAGAUGGAUGGUCGAUGGCAGGUAUUCUCCAACGGAUCCCUCGGUGUGGGAAAGUGGAUUCUUCGACCGUGGAUCCUGGCAGGAAAUCAUGAAACCCUGGGCACAAACUGUAAUAACCGGCCGGGCCAGGUUAGGUGGCAUUCCCUGUGGGGUGAUAGCGGUGGAAACGAGGACAGUGGAAUUACAUCUUCCUGCAGACCCUGCCAAUCUAGAUUCCGAAGCGAAAACCGUGUCCCAAGCCGGGCAAGUUUGGUUUCCCGACAGUGCCUAUAAAACCGCUCAAGCUAUCAAGGAUUUCAGCAGAGAGGAGUUGCCUUUAUUUAUUUUUGCUAACUGGCGAGGGUUCUCCGGUGGCAUGAAAGACAUGUACGAGCAAAUCAUGAAAUUUGGAGCGUACAUCGUGGAUGGCUUGAGGGAAUACUCCAGGCCAAUAAUUGUCUACAUUCCGCCAAAUGGAGAGCUUAGAGGAGGCGCGUGGGCAGUUGUGGAUCCCACGAUUAAUCCUCGCUACAUGGAGAUGUUCGCUGAUAACACGAGUCGUGGUGGUGUCCUCGAGCCGGAGGGAAUCGUAGAAAUCAAAUUUAGGAAUAAGGACAUUGUUAAGACAAUCCAUCGAGUCGAUCCCAUAAUACCGAAGCUGAAGGAAAAGAUUGCGAAUUCAAGUUCAGCCGAGGAGCGGAUAAGCCUAGAAGCGGAGAUGCGCCAGAGAGAGAAGAACUUGGAGCCGAUGUAUCGGCAGGUGGCGGUCCAUUUUGCGGAUCUCCACGAUACCCCGGAGCGCAUGUUGGAGAAGAACGCCAUUCAGGAGAUCAUACCCUGGAAGAAGGCACGGAAGUCGCUUUACUGGAGGCUGCGUCGCAGACUCUUAGAGGAAGAGAUUAGAGCCGAGGUCUUGUCGACGCAACCCAGUCUGGACGUGAGGCAGGUCGACGCGAUGCUGAGGAGAUGGUUCGUCGAGGACAAGGGGACCACGGAAUCGUAUUUGUGGGAUCAGGACGAGACCGCCGUUAGCUGGCUAGAGGUUCAACGGGAAAAGGAAAACAGCGUGGUAUCGAGGAGUAUUGCUUGCGUUAAAAGAGAUGCAAUAGUGACGCGCAUCAAAGAGGCUCUGGAGACGUGUCCCGAGGUGCGAUUGGACGCGGUCUUGGAGAUUGCACACAGAUUACAGCCUUCCGAACGUGCUGAGUUGUUAAGGACGUUGUCGCAAUUGGAGGCGUUCGGUCAGGAACAUCACAAUGACUCUAGUGCUUCGUCUUAAUACACCGCCAGAGUAAUAAUUUUUGCCUGUUUGUUCUUUUCUAUUCCUCGCAUGUUCGAUUUCAAAGUAGCUCUCUUAGGAUGAAUUAUUUGUACAGAUACCGUGUGAUAUGCGUAUAUAUAUAUAUACGUCCUGUUGGCAUUGUUCAUUGUACAAGAGCUAUAUAAUUUAUCGAGGUAUUGUAAUUAUUCUUAUCGUUUUCAGAAUAGAAGCGAGCGCUCAUGAUAGUUCCGUAUUUUAAGUCGGCAGGGAUGACGUCAGAGAACUUAAUCUCAUAGUCAUACAAAGAUUACCGUUAGCUGUAAACCUAUACCUACAUUAUCUGGUAAUGUAAUGCAAGUAUUUGGGAAUAUGAAGAGAUUACAUAUUUAUUUUUAGAGAGUGAGAGAGAGAGAACAAAAAGGGAAUAUGUAAAUAUACGCUCUGUUUCUUCUAUUCGUAAGAUUUCGUCCGUAACGAUCCGUGAAAAAUUUAAGAUUUUUAUAAGCUGGAAAGGAACUGAGCUUCGAUGUUUGGGAGAAUAUAGUAAAUAAAUGAAGGUACGCAGGCAUAUUUUUAGGAAACCGUUGACAUUGAA